GUUGAAUCUUCGUUUUUGCUGAAGGCUGAUAACUUUCUCCCUUGCCCUCUGUUCUUUGGAUUCAGGAUUGGUAAUUUUGUAUGGUGGGUUGCUUAUGCCCCGCUUAGGCGUGGCUCACUCCAGCUAAGUACCCCUCUGGGCACGGCGUGCCAAGUUUGGACACAGUGCCGUUCCCGCGCGUCCCAACUGCAGCCUUUACUGUCAUCUAAGCCCAGCGUCACCGGCCGUCCAGCCGACGCGCUGCCUCAGCCACUCUGUCGAGUGCCCUGGUCCACCCGAGCGCCGACCGUGCUGGCCGGUGGCUGGAGCGAGUCCUGGCGCCCACUGACGCCUUGGCCCUCCCUCUCGUCGUCGGCAGGUGUGUCGGACCACGUCAAGUGUUUCCACUGCGACGGCGGCCUGCGCAACUGGGUGCCCGGCGACAACCCGUGGACGGAGCACGCGCGCUGGUUCAGCCGUUGCGGCUUCGUGCGGCUGGUCAAAGGCGACGACUUCAUCCAGGACGUGCUGCGCGAACACCCGCAGGAGGCGGUGCCGCAGGCGGCGCCGGCCGACACGGCCGUCAAGCGGUGCCCCUUCUCCGACGAGGAGGUCGAGAAGAUGAUGGAGAACGCCAUCUGCAAGACGGCGGUGGAGCUGGGCGUGGCGCGCGAGGCCGUCAAGCGCGUGCUGAAGCAGCGGCUCGAAUCCACCGGCGUGCCGUUCACCGACCUCAGCUCGGUGCUGGCCAUGGCGGUGGACCAAACGCAGGGCACGUAUGCGCCGGCGCCGCCGCCGCCGUCGCCGCCGACGACGACCAGCGGGCGGCGACUCCGGCAUGGGUUGACGUCCGGCUCCGAGGACGAGGACAUGGAAGCGACGAACGAGGGGUAG
Messenger RNA from Pollicipes pollicipes, 873 nucleotides. Its product is annotated as baculoviral IAP repeat-containing protein 7-A-like. Gene Ontology annotation, cellular component: nucleus; cytoplasm. Gene Ontology annotation, biological process: regulation of cell cycle; negative regulation of apoptotic process; positive regulation of protein ubiquitination. The transcript has 3 exons. The record is from RefSeq and is a predicted model, not a curated record. The annotation marks the transcript as partial. NCBI's taxonomy places the organism in Eukaryota, Metazoa, Arthropoda, Thecostraca, Pollicipedomorpha, Pollicipedidae. Gene Ontology annotation, molecular function: ubiquitin protein ligase activity; cysteine-type endopeptidase inhibitor activity involved in apoptotic process.